AUGAAGUACUUUUCUGUACACCCAUUUCCUCCUCUUGCUAACCAGCAAGUUUACUCGCCCGCUCCCCUCCUCCCUGCUAACCGACAAGUCUACCCCUCUGCUCCUCCGCCUACUGCUAACCAUCAGGAAUACCCCCCAGCCUAUUCCCCUGCUCCUCCCCCUCCUGGUAACCAGCAGGACUACUAUGCCGCUCCUCCGCCCCCUGCUAACCAGCAGGGAUACCCCCCCCGUACUCCUCCCCCUCCCCUUUCUAACCAGCAAUCCUACCCCCCUGCUCCUCCGCCCCCUGCUAACCAGCAGGAAUACAAUCCCACUGCUCCUCCUCCUUCUAACCAACAGCUCUAUUCCCCCACUCCUCCUUCUAAUAAGCAAGAAUAUCCCCCUGCUCCUCCCCAUCCUGCUAACCAGCAAAACUACUCCCCCGCUCCUCCUCCCGUUGCUAACCAGCAAAACUACUCCCCCGCUCCUCCUCCCCCUGCCACCCAGCAAAACUACUCCCCUGCUCCUCCUCCCGCUGCUAACCAGCAAAACUACUCCCCCCCCGCUCCUCCUCCUUCUCCGCCUCAUUAUCAAUCAGCAGCGCCUGCAGCAACUGAUUCUUGGGGCUCUGCUGCUCCCUCUGCUGCCGCUCCCUCUGCUGCUGCUCCCACUGCUGCUGCUCCCUCUGCUGCCGCUCCCUCUGCUGCUGCUCCCACUGCUGCUGCUCCCUCUGCUGCUGCUCCCUCUGCUGCUGCUCCCACUGCUGCUGCUCCCUCUGCUGCCGCUCCCUCUGCUGCCGCUCCCUCUGCUGCUGCUCCCCCACUGCCCUCCCCCCCUCCCACCUACCCCUCUCCCUCCCCACCCGCCAACCCUCCUCCCAAUUACCCCUACAGUUACCCCCCUCAAUCCACGGCAGCAGCAGAGUAUUACCACCAGCCAGCACCCAGUGCAGGGCCGCAGCAGCCCAUGCAGGCAGCUGCCAGAGCAGGAGAGCACUCAGCGGGGGGGUUUGAGGCGUCUCAAAACUCGUCUCCUUACAGCUACACCCCUCAACCCACGGCAUCACCAGAGUAUUCCCACCAGCCAGCACCCAGUGCAGGAAGUCAGCAGCAGUCAGUGCAGGGAGCACCUAGAGCAGGAGAGUACAUAGGGGGGGGUGGGGCGGCUGUAGCAGCAGUUGGGGCGGCAAUGGGUGCUCUCGCUAUUGGUGCUGCUGGGAGCGGAGGACUCCUAUCCUCCUCCCCCUCCCUCUCAAGUCCCGCCCCUAUCCCCCUCCCCCAUACAGCUACCCUCCUCCUUCUCCUCAACUCGCCCCCUACGGAUAUCCCGGUUACCCCCCACCUUCUCAAGCUCCCCCCUAUGGUAUGGUAUGACCCCUCAAGGGUAUUAUUCUCACUACAGCACUCAGCCUGUGGUGGUGGUGCAUGGCCAUAG
This is a messenger RNA of Closterium sp. Naga37s-1, 1413 nucleotides long. The record is from the annotation of a GenBank genome assembly. Lineage: Eukaryota; Viridiplantae; Streptophyta; Zygnematophyceae; Desmidiales; Closteriaceae.